This is a messenger RNA of Phyllostomus discolor (pale spear-nosed bat), 8413 nucleotides long. RefSeq names its product phosphoinositide kinase, FYVE-type zinc finger containing (gene PIKFYVE). Bases 153 to 6488 code for a protein of 2111 amino acids. The record is from RefSeq and is a predicted model, not a curated record. The transcript is spliced from 43 exons. Gene Ontology annotation, biological process: phosphatidylinositol metabolic process; intracellular signal transduction. NCBI's taxonomy places the organism in Eukaryota, Metazoa, Chordata, Mammalia, Chiroptera, Phyllostomidae. Gene Ontology annotation, molecular function: 1-phosphatidylinositol-3-phosphate 5-kinase activity; metal ion binding; ATP binding.
CACACCAAUCAUGUUAGCUGCUUUGCUUCCUCCCGCGACAGUCGGAGGCCCAUCGCUGCACUCUGAAGCCGGCUUCCUGCGCCCCUACCGGGUGAAGCCGCUGCUGGGGUGGAGGGGUCCGCGGGCCCGGGCCGGAGGCGCAGACUCAUGAAAUGGCCACAGAUGAUAAGACUUCCCCCACAUUGGACUCCGCCAAUGAUUUGCCUCGGUCUCCUACUAGUCCCUCUCACCUCACUCACUUUAAACCUCUGACUCCUGACCAGGAUGAACCUCCUUUUAAAUCAGCAUAUAGUUCUUUUGUAAAUCUCUUUCGGUUUAACAAAGAGAGAGCAGAAGGCGGCCAGGGAGAACAGCAGUCUCUAGGUGGGACCUGGACCAGCCCUCAGCUGCCUUCGAGGGCGCAGUCUGUGAGGUCACCUACACCUUAUAAAAAGCAGCCAAAUGAGGAACUGCAGCGGCGAUCUUCAACAGUAUUAGCAGAGAACAGUUUGCAACAUCCCCAGGAGAACACAGAAACAAGAAGGAAAGCAGAACCUACCUUUGGAGGUCAUGACCCUCGUACAGCCGUUCAGCUUCGAAGCCUCAGCACUGUAUUAAAACGCCUCAAGGAGAUCAUGGAAGGGAAAAGCCAGGACAGCGACCUGAAGCAGUACUGGAUGCCAGACAGCCAGUGCAAGGAGUGCUACGACUGCAGCGAGAAAUUCACGACCUUCAGGCGCAGACACCAUUGCCGCCUGUGUGGGCAGAUUUUCUGCAGUCGUUGCUGUAAUCAAGAAAUCCCGGGAAAAUUUAUGGGCUAUACAGGGGACCUCCGAGCUUGCACGUACUGUAGAAAAAUAGCCUUAAGUUAUGCCCAUUCCACAGACAGUAAUUCCAUUGGGGAAGACUUGAAUGCUCUUUCAGAUUCUGCUUCCUCUGUGUCUAUACUUGAUCCGAGUGAACCCCGAACACCUGUUGGGAGUAGAAAAGCCAGUCGCAACAUAUUUCUAGAGGAUGAUUUUGCCUGGCAAAGUUUGAUUCAUUCAGACUCCUCAAAUACUGCUCUUUCAACAAGACUGGUAUCUGUUCAAGAGGAUGCUGGGAAAUCUCCUGCUCGAAAUAGGUCAGCCAGCAUUACCAACCUGUCACUGGACCGAUCUGGGUCUCCCAUGGUGCCGUCGUACGAGACGUCUGUCAGUCCCCAGGCCAGCCGGACGUACGUUAGGACAGAGACCACGGAGGACGAGCGCAAAAUUCUUCUGGACAGUGCUCAGUUAAAGGACCUGUGGAAAAAAAUCUGCCAUCACAGCAGUGGAAUGGAGUUUCAGGAUCACCGCUACUGGCUGAGGACACAUCCCAACUGCAUUGUAGGGAAGGAAUUAGUCAACUGGUUGAUCCGAAAUGGACACAUUGCUACAAGGGCACAGGCUAUUGCGAUCGGACAGGCGAUGGUCGACGGGCGUUGGCUGGAUUGUGUCAGCCACCAUGAUCAGCUGUUCAGGGACGAGUACGCCCUGUACAGACCGCUGCAGAGCACGGAGUUUUCCGAGACCCCUUCUCCAGACAGUGACUCAGUGAACUCGGUGGAAGGACACUCGGAGCCAUCCUGGUUUAAAGACAUAAAGUUUGAUGACAGCGACACAGAGCAGAUAGCUGAAGAAGGUGACGAUAAUUUGACUAAUUCUGCCAGUCCUAGCAAGCGCACAUCAGUCAGCAGUUUCCAGUCCACAGUGGACAGUGACUCAGCCGCUUCUAUCAGCCUGAACGUGGAGCUGGACAACGUGAACUUCCAUAUCAAGAAGCCCUCCAAGUACCCACAUGUGCCCCCUCACCCUGCUGACCAAAAAGAGUAUCUGAUUUCCGACAAUGGAGGACAACAGCUCUCAAUAAGUGAUGCUUUCAUCAAAGAGUCCUUAUUUAAUCGUCGUGUUGAGGAAAAAUCCAAAGAGCUGCCUUUCACCCCUUUGGGCUGGCAUCACAACAACCUGGAGCUGCUGCGGGAGGAGAAUGGAGAGAAGCAGGCCAUGGAGAGGUUGCUCUCAGCUAAUCAUAACCACAUGAUGGCACUACUCCAGCAGCUGCUCCAUAAUGAGUCAUUGUCACCAUCGUGGAGGGACAUCAUCGUAUCCCUGGUCUGCCAGGUCGUUCAGACAGUCCGACCUGACGUGAAGAACCGUGACGAUGACAUGGAUAUCCGUCAGUUUGUCCACAUCAAAAAAAUCCCAGGUGGAAAGAAGUUUGAUUCUGUGGUUGUCAAUGGAUUUGUUUGUACCAAGAAUAUUGCACAUAAAAAGAUGAAUUCUUGUAUUAAAAACCCCAAAAUUCUUCUGUUGAAGUGUUCCAUUGAGUAUCUCUACAGAGAAGAAACUAAAUUUACUUGCAUUGAUCCUAUUGUGCUGCAGGAAAGAGAAUUCUUGAAGAAUUAUGUUCAGCGAAUAGUUGAUGUCCGACCCACAUUGGUUCUUGUAGAGAAAACGGUGUCUCGGAUUGCCCAGGAUAUGUUACUGGAACAUGGCAUUACUUUGGUCAUUAAUGUAAAAUCACAAGUUUUAGAACGAAUCAGUCGAAUGACCCAAGGUGAUCUAGUGAUGUCGAUGGACCAGCUGCUCACGAAACCCCACCUGGGCACCUGUCACAAAUUUUAUAUGCAGAUGUUUCAGUUGCCUAAUGAGCAAACCAAAACGCUGAUGUUUUUUGAAGGCUGCGCGCAGCACCUGGGCUGUACGAUCAAGCUUAGAGGCGGCUCGGACUAUGAGUUGGCUCGAGUGAAGGAGAUCCUGAUAUUUAUGAUCUGUGUUGCCUAUCACUCUCAGUUGGAGAUCUCCUUCCUCAUGGAUGAGUUUGCCAUGCCUCCCACGUUAACACAAAACCCCUCCUUUCAUUCCCUGAUUGAGGGGCAGGAGGAGGACGAAGGGGCUGCACAAGAGCCGUUCAGUGGGAGUCCCCUCCCCAAGGAGCCCGACUUCCCUCAGGAGUUUCUGCCCUCCGAGGACAGCAGUGUGCUGGAGUCAAGGCUCGUGUUGGAGAAGGGCGACCAGGAAAAUAAAAGUGCUCCUCAGGACGUUGCCCCUGUGACGCAUCAGGAGUACGCCCCCGCAGCUUGCCCGACAGAUAUCCCCUGUGCCGUCUUUGCAUCGGUACCGGACUCACUGCUGCCGCUGCACGGGGACGACCAGCAGGGUGCCCUAGGCAUCGAGCAGCCUGAGACCUUGCCGCAGACAGACGAGCUGCAGGACCCCAAAGGCCAGAUGAGAGCCUUUCGAGACCCUCUGCAGGAUGACACUGGACUCUAUGUCACUGAGGAAGUCACCUCUUCAGAAGAUAAACGGAAGACGUACUCUUCAGCCUUUAAACAGGAAUUAAAAGACGUGAUCCUCUGUAUCUCCCCGGUAAUCACGUUCCGGGAGCCCUUCCUUUUAACUGAAAAGGGGAUGAGAUGCUCCACCCGAGAUUAUUUUGCAGAGCAGGUCUACUGGUCUCCUCUCCUCAAUAAAGAGUUCAAGGAGAUGGAGAGCAGGCGGAAGAAACAGCUGCUCAGGGACCUCUCCGGCCUUCAGGGCAUGAAUGGAAGUGUUCAGGCCAAGUCCAUUCCGGUCUUGCCCUCGCACGAGCUCGUGAGCACUAGGAUUGCCGAGCAUCUGGGAGACAGCCAGAGCUUGGGUAGAAUGCUGGCCGAUUAUCGGGCCAGAGGAGGAAGAAUUCAAAAGAAUUCGGACCCUUUUGCUUAUUCAAAGGAUGCGCCAGGUACUUCAAGUGGCAAAUCAGGAAGCAAAAGCGAGGGUGAUGAAGAGAAAGGCUUGAUUCCGAGUGAUGCCAUGUGGUCCUCGAAGGUGGACUGCCUGAGCCCUGCCAACCACCAGAGGCUGUGUGUGCUCUUCAGCAGCUCCUCCGCCCAGUCCAGCAACGCUCCCAGCGCCUGCGUCAGUCCUUGGAUUGUAACAAUGGAAUUCUAUGGGAAGAAUGAUCUUACAUUAGGAAUAUUUUUAGAGAGAUACUGUUUCAGGCCUUCUUAUCAGUGCCCUAGCAUGUUCUGUGAUACCCCCAUGGUUCAUCAUAUUCGGCGCUUCGUCCAUGGCCAAGGCUGUGUGCAGAUAAUCCUGAAGGAGUUGGAUUCUCCAGUACCUGGAUAUCAACAUACAAUUCUCACCUAUUCCUGGUGCAGAAUCUGCAAACAGGUAACACCAGUUGUUGCUCUUUCCAAUGAGUCCUGGUCCAUGUCGUUUGCAAAAUACCUUGAACUCAGGUUUUAUGGGCACCAGUACACGCGUAGAGCCAAUGCUGAGCCCUGCGGUCACUCCAUCCACCAUGACUACCACCAGUAUUUCUCCUAUAACCAGAUGGUGGCAUCUUUCAGUUAUUCUCCCAUUAGGCUCCUUGAAGUGUGUGUUCCACUCCCCAAGGUGUUCAUCAAACGUCAGGCCCCAUUAAAAGUGUCCCUUCUUCAGGAUUUGAAGGACUUUUUUCAAAAAGUUUCACAGGUAUAUCUCGCUAUUGAUGAAAGACUCGCAUCUUUUAAAACUGAUACAUUCAGCAAAACAAGAGAGGAAAAAAUGGAAGAUAUCUUUGCACAAAAGGAGAUGGAAGAAGGCGAGUUCAAGAACUGGAUUGAGAAGAUGCAGGCACGGCUCCUGUCUUCCUCGGUGGACACCCCUCUGCAGCUGCAGUCUGUCUUCGAGUCGCUCAUUGCCAAGAAGCAGAGCCUCUGUGAGGUGCUGCAGGCCUGGAACAGCAGGUUGCAGGAACUUUUCCAGCAGGAAAAGGGUAGAAAGCGGCCUUCAGUUCCUCCAAGUCCUGGAAGACUGAGACAAGGGGAAGAAAACAAGAUAAGUGCAGUGGACGCCCCGCCACGGAACGUCUCUCCGGGGCUUCAAAACGGAGAAAAAGAGGACCGCUUCCUAACGACCCUGUCCAGCCAGGGCUCCACCAGCUCUGCCCACCUCCAGCUGCCCACUCCGCCUGAGGCCCUGCCUGAGCAGUCGGCGGGGGGCGCCCUGGAACCGGACACAGCCAGCAUUUCCGAAGAUGUGUUUGAUGGACAUUUGCUGGGAUCCACAGACAGCCAGGUGAAGGAAAAAUCAACCAUGAAAGCCAUCUUUGCAAAUCUGCUUCCAGGAAACAGCUAUAACCCCAUUCCGUUUCCUUUCGAUCCAGACAAACACUACUUGAUGUAUGAACACGAACGGGUGCCCAUUGCCGUCUGUGAGAAGGAACCCAGCUCCAUCAUCGCUUUUGCUCUCAGUUGUAAAGAAUACCGAAACGCCCUGGAGGAAUUGUCCAAAGCGACCCCGCGGAGCAGUGCGGAAGAAGGGCUGUUAGUGAACAGUACGGCAGACAGCAGGCCGAAGAGCAGCAGCCCCGUGAGGUUGCCCGAGAGCAGCGGGGGCUGUCCGAACCGUGCCGCCGAAGCGGAGCCGCAGCCAACCAAAAAGGCUUCUGGAAUGUUGUCCUUCUUCCGAGGGACAGCAGGGAAAAGCCCGGACCUCUCUUCCCAGAAGAGAGAGACCUUACGUGGAGCAGACAGUGCUUACUACCAGGUUGGCCAGACGGGCAAGGAGGGGCCGGAGAGUCAAGGCACUGAACCUCCAGAUGAAGUAGAUGGAGGAGAUACACAAAAGAAACAACUCACAAAUCCUCAUGUGGAGCUUCAAUUUUCCGAUGCUAAUGCCAAGUUUUAUUGCCGGCUCUACUAUGCGGGAGAGUUUCACAAGAUGCGGGAGGUGAUCUUGGGCAGCAGCGAGGAAGACUUCAUUCGGUCCCUUUCCCACUCGUCGCCCUGGCAGGCCCGCGGGGGCAAGUCGGGGGCCGCCUUCUAUGCGACGGAAGAUGACAGGUUCAUUUUGAAGCAGAUGCCUCGCCUGGAAGUCCAGUCAUUCCUCGACUUUGCCCCACACUACUUCAGUUACAUUACAAAUGCCGUUCAACAAAAGAGGCCGACUGCAUUAGCCAAAAUUCUUGGCGUUUACAGAAUUGGUUACAAGAACUCCCAGAACAACACUGAGAAGAAGUUGGACCUCCUUGUCAUGGAGAAUCUUUUCUAUGGGAGAAAGAUGGCACAGGUUUUUGAUUUGAAGGGUUCACUUAGGAAUAGAAAUGUAAAGACCGAUACUGGGAAAGAGAGUUGUGAUGUAGUCCUGCUGGAUGAGAAUCUUCUAAAGAUGGUUCGAGACAACCCGCUGUAUAUCCGCUCCCACUCCAAGGCUGUGCUGAGAGCCUCCAUCCGCAGCGACGCGCACUUCCUUUCCAGCCACCUCAUUAUAGACUACUCUUUGCUGGUCGGGCGAGACGACACCAGCAACGAGCUGGUUGUUGGAAUUAUAGAUUAUAUUCGAACAUUUACGUGGGACAAAAAGCUUGAGAUGGUUGUGAAAUCAACAGGAAUUUUAGGAGGACAAGGUAAAAUGCCAACUGUGGUCUCUCCGGAGCUGUACAGGAGUCGAUUUUGUGAAGCGAUGGACAAGUACUUCCUGAUGGUACCGGACCACUGGACUGGUUUAGGUCUGAACUGCUGAAAUGAAGUGCUGCUCGUUUCGAAAUGGACCAUGAAGCAAAGGGGGCUGGAGAGAAGGGCCAAAAAUAAGCUAUGUUUUCUUUCUUUGUCCCAUUCACCACUGUUGGCCCAAGCCUUUCCGUUCUCCUUUUGGGCAGGCCGGCCAUCUGUGACUGGAGGGUGGAAGUUCUGUGGAUUUGCAUUGUGGAUUGUGACACCUGCAAAUUGGCUGUCCCUAGUUUGGAAAGUUGCAUGAACAUCUUUUCACAUAAGCAGAAACGCAGACACAUUUCAAAGGGCGAAGGACAAAUGUGGGAUUGGAGAUGAGGAGACAGGGUGAAAACGGGUUGUCGUGCUCGCUGACAGUCCUGCGAAGGAAACCGUCUCAUCGGUCUGACUCUCUUGGCAUCACGUUUGACGCAUUCUUCACUUAGAGCGCGUUUGUAGAGCUGCUGAUUUCCGUUUCCUUCUUACGUAACAAUUUAAUGUUGCCUAUCAUCAGAAUUUCCGAAACCUUUGAAAAGUUCUGAAUCAUUCUAUUAACAGCCAGUUAAACAGAUCGACCCAGUCUGUUCUUGGUUUACAGAGGAAUUUGCCAUGUGCCGAGUCUGGCCCUGUUUUCCAGGGUGUUGGAUGGUUUCCAGGUUUUGCCUUGACCUCUCCGCAGGUGACAGGAGGCCACUGCCAUUAACGUUAAGCCUUAUUUUCUAGGGUGAUUUUUAAACUUGUUUACAACUUUUGUGUGGUUAGUAUGCUAAGUAGCACUUAUCUGCACAUGCCCUUUAUCUAGGUUUUUUCCCCCUGAUUUUCAGGGGCAACAUUAGUAAAUUAGUCUACAGUGACUAAAUCCCCAAAGGGAGAAUGAUUAAUGAAGGGGUUUCUUUUUAAAUGUGAAAAAUGAAUUAAGCCCAAUCCAAGACAUUGGGUGAACGAGAAGCACUUGAUCGUUUUUUUUUGUCCAGAGGCAGAGGGUCUUUUCAGUGUAACUAGCAGUUUAAGUGACAUCUCUAAGAUUAAGACAUUUUUAGGGUAGACAUCCGUGUCUGCUAACUCUCUGUACCAGUUUCUAGGCCAGUUCUGACUCUUGAGAAAUGUUGGGAGGUAACAUAUUCUUAAUAAGGAAUUUCUUGUUUAGUAGAGAGGUUGUUUUUAAAAUGUGAUAAGAAGUUCUAAAUGUAAAAACAUAACCCUGAAUAUUUCCUCUGAGCUUCUUUGCAUAAUAAGGAAAAUUUGGGGAGAGUUCUACUCUUUUUUUAGGCUUUGUAUAAGAAGGAAAAGGAAUCUGGAUGCAUUCCAGCUACAGAGACUAUAAGGCGUGAAACGGGAACAUUUGGGAAGUUCGCUUUAGAGAAUGAAAAGUGUUUGUUUGGUGUUUGGUGCUUCCUAGAAACGUGACUCGUUUGGAAUCCGGAACAGGCUGACCGAGGACUUACCACUAAUCUAAUGAUAAGCACUGAAAAACAACCCCACGUGGGCUGUGCCUUUUGAAAACGUCCAGAGCGCUGGUGAUUUCAGUUUUGAUAUCAAAGGCUAGCGAAGACGUUGGUUGUCCAGGAGUGAAACGUAGCAGAACAUUAACUUCCGUGUCCCAGAACCGUGGGUUUUGCAUCUCAUUUUGAAUGCAAACACUGUUAGACUCUGUUCAUUUUUUCUGUCAGGAUACUUUGGGUUAUUUCCGGUCCAUUUCCUGCACCUGCCCCCCCCCCCCCCCCCCCCCCCCCCCGUCCCCCAUGAACACUCCCUGUAGCAGGUGCUGCCCCCAGCUGUAAUCAGGUGUCUCUUUGUUUUAGUCUCAGUACCCUGUGAGUACCUUGGCUCCUCCACUGGAAUAGCUCCUGACGAUAAUUAUGUGUCUUGCCAAUCUUGUUUUCCUUGCCCAUGACCUGAAGAACUAUUUGUUUAAAGUACUUCUGCCUCUUAGAUACUUCUGAGGCUAAAAAAAAAAAA